ACUUCCUCAAUAAUCACAUCUACAUGACAACAUUACUAUAUAUAUCCCUGUUUACAUGACUAAAUCAUAUCCAUUUACAGAUAAACAAGCCUUCAGACUCUGCACAUACAUCUGUUUUUCUCAGUUAACUUAUGUGAACAUUGGAAGAGCAGUACUAGCAUAUUACAAUGGGUGAAGCAAGUGGUAUAGAGAAAAUGGUUGUUCAGAUUGUUUCAAAGGAGAACAUUGUGCCAGCUGCUCCAACGCCUGACUCGUUGAAAACAUAUAAGCUUUCGGUUCUUGAUCAGACCCAAGUUAAGCUUUAUGUUCCACUGAUGCUGUUUUACCUCAACAGCAACUCUGGUGAUCUGGACUCUUUCAUAUCAGACAAGUCAGAACUUCUAAAGAAAUCGUUGUCAGAAAGCUUAACUAGGUUCUACCCUUUGGCUGGAAAGGUUCGAGAUGAUUUUCACAUUGAUUGUAAUGAUGAAGGAGUUCUCUACAUAGAAACUCGAGUAGAUUGUAGUCUCCUGGAUUUCCUCAGUCAGUCUCCAGGAGACGAAACAAUCAACAGAUUAGUCCCUGAGGAAGCCAGGGAUUCACCCAUGGGAAAUUAUCUUCUUAUAAUUCAAGUGAACAUCUUCAGUUGUGGUGGAAUUGCAAUAUGUACUUGCAUUUCCCACAAAUUUAUGGAUGGAACCACCUACACGUUAUUUAUGAAAGAUUGGACCGCUGUAGCCAGAGGAUCUUCUUCAGAAAUUGUGAAUCCUAGUUUCAUUGUUCCAUCAUUGUUUCCACAGAUUCCUUCUCUGUCGUUUAAAAGUCCCAUGAGCUUCAGUAAUAUCAAGUUCGUUUCUCAAAGGUUCGUCUUUGAUAGUUUAAAGAUAGCCGCGCUAAAGGCCCAACCUAAGCUUUUAUCAUCAGGGAGUGAAUCAUCUCGGUUUGAAGUUAUAACAGCCUUGUUAUGGAAAUGUGCUGCUAAAGCUGCUUGCAAAUCAGACGACGAUUCUCUGGAAAAACCUUUUAACUUGGGUGUGAUUACUAAUCUUCGAGGCAAGAACUGUAUUCCAAAAAACUCCGUAGGGAAUCUUAUUUGGCCUGGUUUAGCACAAUGUCAGCUAUCCCCUGAACUCGAACAUAAGACAUUGGUGGAUCAAAUAAAGGAAUGCAAGUCGGGAACAAACGACGAAUUUGUUGAGGCUAUAACGGGAGAUGCUGGAACUCUAGUUCUUCUUAAUGUUGCAAAACUGAUGUCCUGUGAUGAAAUAUCUUUCUCUCUUUGGAUCACUAGCAUGUGUAAUAUGGGCCUCUAUGAACUUGAUUUCGGAUGGGGAAAACCGGUCUGGUUCUAUUAUUGCAAUUUGAAAUUGGUGAAUUUCAUCUCCUUGUGUGACAUAGGAGCAGGUGGAAUUCAAGCAGUAGUUUCCUUAAGCGAAGAAGAAAUGGCGGUUUUUGAGAAUGAUCCGGAUCUGCUUGCUUUCGCUUCUGUAAACCCUGCUCCUCUUUGAGGCAUAACAUUAGGCUUUCUCUUUUACUUCUUCUCACUUCAUAUUUGUGUGGUUUUACUAGAUUGAACUCUAUGAUUAUUUGUGUAAAUCCUUAUGCACUGUGACUACGGCCAAGUAUGUAAAACAAUAUGUAAUAUGAUCAAAGUUUAUGAUUAUUUGUGUAAA
Daucus carota subsp. sativus is the source of this 1652-nucleotide messenger RNA. Its product is annotated as stemmadenine O-acetyltransferase. The transcript has 2 exons. Lineage: Eukaryota; Viridiplantae; Streptophyta; Magnoliopsida; Apiales; Apiaceae. Bases 168 to 1487 code for a protein of 439 amino acids. The record is from RefSeq and is a predicted model, not a curated record.